Diatraea saccharalis (sugarcane borer) is the source of this 678-nucleotide messenger RNA. The record is from the annotation of a GenBank genome assembly. Lineage: Eukaryota; Metazoa; Arthropoda; Insecta; Lepidoptera; Crambidae.
AUGCACCAGCUGGUCUUAAAAUUUAAAGAGAAGUGUGUGGACACAUUUUUAAGUAAAGUAAUUAUAACACCAGUUUUAAUAGAGAAAGUUAUGGAACUGACAAGUGGCCAAUCAAAGAGUAAUCUUUGGUUUGAAUUGAGAUAUGGUCGGCUAACUGCAUCAAGAGCUUUUGAAAUCAGCCGUAGCAAAGUCUCUGAUGGCACACUUGUUUCAUUAAUAUUAGGUGGUAAAGUUCCAGAAACAAAACAUAUGAAACGUGGUUGUGUACUAGAAGACCAGGUGAGAAUGAUUGUGGAAAAAAUGCUGUGCAAGAAAAUUAAGAAGUGUGGCCUGGUAUUGAGUUCUAAAUAUCCAAUGAUUGCUGGUUCUCCAGAUGGGAUAUGUGAGGAUAGCAUAAUAGAAAUUAAAUGUCCUAUUAGUUUAAAAACUUAUGUCAAUUAUGUUAAGAAUGGCCAGCCUACAGAAAAAUGUAAUGUCCAAAUACAAUUACAAAUGUAUUUGACUGGGAAGAAACAUGCUUUCUUUUGUGUAGCUGAUCCUGACUUUGCUAUAAAUAAAAAAGUGGAAAUUAUAAGUGUGCAAAUCAAUCACGAAUAUAUGGAAAAAUUUAUCAGCGAGAAAUUAGUGCCCUUUUGGAAACGUAAUAUAUAUCCAUUAUUAUAUAAGAGUGUAAUAUAA